Manihot esculenta (cassava) is the source of this 1039-nucleotide messenger RNA. RefSeq lists its product as uncharacterized. Lineage: Eukaryota; Viridiplantae; Streptophyta; Magnoliopsida; Malpighiales; Euphorbiaceae. The transcript has a single exon. The coding region runs from base 273 to 872 and encodes 199 amino acids. The record is from RefSeq and is a predicted model, not a curated record.
AGUAUUAAAUAGUUCAAUGGCUAAAAACAUAGAGCAAAUUACAUUAACUAAUCUUCCAUAGCAUAUAACAUUAUUUUUAAUUGUUUUUUGGUUAAGGUAAGUUGUCAAUCCCCACUAGCUUUGUUCCCACGUACUAUGACCAAUCAAAAGGCUUGCUUCCCAAGCUGAUCUCUCACCCAGAAAACUCUAUAAAUAGAAACUCUUCUUCUUGUUCUUCAGCAUUUCCACUUGCCAUUUCUUAAUUUCUUUUACCUCACAAUCCUUUGUCCAAGAUGAAGAGAGAAGGCGUGCAGCAUGGGAUGGUCAGGACCUGCAGGAUCUUGCCUUCUCCAUGGAACCCCAAGCCCAACUCCAGAUUCAUCAACAGGUUUGACUCUCCCCCUACUGCCGGAUUGUUCGCCAAGGUCCAACCUCGCCCCACCAACCACUCCAAGUUCACCGGAAAAUGCACCAUGCCUCGCUGUAAUGGCUGUCACAUGCACCCUUGUUCCAAGUCCAAGGAUAAGACCAAAGGUACCCAGAAGCUUAAAUCUCUUGAUGUUGCUUCUAAUUAUAGAUUGAUGACUUGGAGGUUGGUGGAUGUUGGUCCUGGCUUGAAUUUUUCUGGGCUUUCUGCCACUGGGAUGUUGGAUCAUUUGACUAAUGGAGAUGACUAUGUAGAAGAUGAAAUUGAUCAUGGAGAUUUGGGGAAUUCGAUUUUGAGCUCAAGAGAGGAGGAGGAGGAGAAGGCAGCGCUUGAGAUUGAAGAAAUUGCUGCUGAUAAAAUUGAUGAUGUCGAUGAUGAUGAUGAUGGGAUGAGUUAUUGCGAUGUGAGUUUGAUGCUGGAUCAAAUUGAGGAAGACGAAGGUUGGUUCCUUGUGGCAGAAAUGUGAAUUAUUGUUGUGUAUGGUAAUUAUUACAAGUAAUUGUACUUAGAAUUAUAUGUUUAUAUAAUAUUGGAGGAUGAAUUUUUAAAUGCUUCCUCGCAAAUCACUAGUGUGUUUAUUCUCUGUCCAGAUAUAAUAAUAAUUGAAAGUAAUGCAGAAGCCAAUUUCAAACA